UCUUGCAGUGAGAGAAUUUCUUUGUCUGGAUGAUCCUCCAGGUCCUUUUGACAGUCUAGAAGAGAGCAGGGCUUUCUGUGAAACUCUGGAGGAAACAAAUUACCGUCUGCAAAAAGAACUGCUUGAAAAACAAAGGGAGGUUGAAUCACUGAAGAAAUUGUUAAGUGAAAAGCAACUUCAUAUAGAUGCUGUUGAAAGAAGAAUUAGGGAUUUGUCUUUAGGAAAAAUGACUCGUCAGAUGUCGGGAGAAGAGAGCGAGUGCAGCGGUGAGGUGGAGUCUUCUGCAGUAGAAGCAGACCAGGGUACCCUGGGUGAGGACAGCUGCUCAGAUAAAGAGAACCAUGAGGCGUGCUGGAGUGGCUCUUUGGCUGAGAAUUCUGUACCAGAAAUUGAAGUUGCCGAAGUAGCGUACACUGCUGAUGGAGAAGAAUAGAUCAGGAGCAGCUGCUGCCUUCUGGGAAAGGUUCCUGUUUGGGACGCGCUCUGUGGGCAGGGGCAUACAGCAGCUGUGAAGAAUUUACAGCAAAGAGCAAGAAUGCACAUCUUGAAUGUUUACAUAAAUCCUUACAAAUUAUUAACAUAAGAAAUAUACCCAAUGCUGCUUUGAUUUCAGUUUCUAUCUAGCCUUUAUAUAUUUAAUAUAUUAAAGUCUAAUAAGGGCUAAAAUCAGCUAAAGUUUAGAUAGCGUAUGUACUCAACUUGGCUGACUUUCCUAGCAGAGUGACGAAAGCCUCACCUGAAAUCACCAAACACAUCUAACUAGUGUGUCGUGUGUUGCCACUGAAGUGACACAUUUGAUGUGUUUAUCUGUUUGGUAUUUGUGUUUUCAUAUUCUUAUAGCCAUAAAUUAAUGCUUGUUGAAGUAAAAAUGGACUCAUCUUACAUUUAAUAAGAGUGUAGAAUGUGGUGUUUUUAAAUUCUAAAGUUGAAGAAUAUUCCUCUGGAAAUUUUAAUGCAAUGCAAUAGGAAAACUUACAGUACCAAGAGAAAAAGUACUUACGCAAUGGGAUUAUAGUUGGACAUUUUAAAGAAAAAAAAACCUGGUCAUUUUUGCUGAAGGAGCUAAAAUGAGACCCCCAAAACACUGUGUAUUUUCAUCCCAAGAUGGCAUGCUGUAAUACUUUCUGUUUGGUAAUGCUGCUUUGAAAAUCUGGGAUACCUUUGCUAUAUACCCGCGUAACAAUAGAAUCAGUAAGUUUGCCUUUGGCUUGGAACACUACCUCUUACCAUCUUGCUAAUGCAUCCAUGUUUGUUUAAAAAUAUUCCAGAUUCUGUGGAGGUUAUUGAAAGACUUAUAAAGAAGCCAUAUUUUUUCCUGCACAGUCCAUAACUAGAUUGACUCUAGUUGCAAUGUAUUUUUGUUUCAAUAUAUUGUACACGUGGGGAUAUCGCCACAUGUUCUAUAGCCUAUUUUUCGAAAUGUAUUAAGACAGGAGAUGCACUUUAUAAUUAAGACUCCAUUGUGCCAAGUUCAGUUGGCUAAUUGGUUGAGAGAGGGGAGUUGCAGGGAGACGGUUAUGUAGUGCCUUUUUGUAUUUUACGUGUUCAUUACUGCAGAAUUUUGUUACAGUGCUCUGGGUCAGCUCUGCAGGAUCCUUGAUACAGCUUGUGUUCCGUUCUUCACUUAUUUACUGAAAGUGCCUUGUUUUAUUCUGCUUUUCCAAUAGGAAGAAUGCCGCUUUGUUUUAAUUUUUUUUUUUGUCCUAUACCACCCACGUCGUUUAAUGCUGUUGAUAUGCAGUGUCUUUGUGCUGGAGUUUUCAAAGGGAGCUUUGUACUCCGGGUUGCGCGUACAAUGGCCUUUGUGCAGGACUGUAUGAACCUUCCUGGUGAAAUAAAACUUUGGACAAAA
Messenger RNA from Leptosomus discolor (cuckoo roller), 1852 nucleotides. NCBI's taxonomy places the organism in Eukaryota, Metazoa, Chordata, Aves, Leptosomiformes, Leptosomidae. The record is from RefSeq and is a predicted model, not a curated record.